Messenger RNA from Abrus precatorius (Indian licorice), 2529 nucleotides. RefSeq names its product F-box protein At5g39450-like. Lineage: Eukaryota; Viridiplantae; Streptophyta; Magnoliopsida; Fabales; Fabaceae. The coding region runs from base 336 to 2183 and encodes 615 amino acids. Gene Ontology annotation, molecular function: protein binding. The record is from RefSeq and is a predicted model, not a curated record. The transcript has 2 exons.
AUAUUUGACUUGACUUACUUCUUAAUCUUAACCACUUUACAAUGAAAACCUUCGCUUGUGCUUUCUUACACCCAUUGGAAUUCUUUUCUUUUUCCACCACAAACGCGUUUCAACAUUCCACAAUCAAGAGAAAGAAUUUUGCAAUAUCCGUAACAACCCAAUUCACUUCAGGUAGGUACAUGUCUCUUUCAUUUAACAUUUGUUAGACUUAGACUCAAUAAUUGAAGAUCACUUGAGAGAUUCACAAAUUGUAUGUGUGCAAUCUUGUUGGUAACACGCACUUAAAGUUCAGUUUUUAAACCAUCAAAUUUUUGUUGGGUUGAAUUGGGUUCAUUAUGUUGGUACCUGAUUCCUUUGAUCCAAGCUUGUUUCUUUGUCUACCCGAUGAUGUGUUUGCUAUGGUGUCACGGUUCCUCUUACCCAGAGAUGUGUGCAAUCUUAGUCUCUGUUGUAGGAGUCUAUAUGCUCUUGCAUCAUCUGAAAAAGUGUGGCUAACUCAAUGUGACAUGGUCGGUAUGGUUCCCCACAAAGACCUUGUUGAGUGGAGAGAGGGUGUAGCAUCUUACAAGGCACUUUGCCGUUUUCUUUUGAGUGUGAAACCUUUGCUUGGAAUAUGGGUUCAUCAGAAUCCUGAACUUGGUAACCUUGUCUAUGUUAUGCCCGGUUUUGUUUCGGUUGUCGGGUGCAGGAUAAUUCCUCAGGAGCUUGGUCCAUUGGGGAUCCGAGAUGGUCCAAUCAUGUGGUCAUCUGUGUUUGAGGUUAUUGGUGAUUUUGAUGGUUCAGCUACAUUUUUUCUCCAUGGAAGGGAAGAUGGAAUAGAUCAUGUUUGUCAUGGCUCAGUCAAGUACAUAGAUAAAUCUUGCAAUGUGCUAUUGCUUGAGGUUGAACCUAAGGAACAAGAUUAUGGUAGUACUUUGUUGCAGAGUAGAAGCUUACAUGACUCAGAUGGGAAGUUAUUAGAAGAAGUUUGUAGGUCAAACAGUGAGCUUUCUAGGUUACAAAGGGUAUGUGGAAAUAAUGAGCCAAAGGUUCCCUUCAGCAAGUUGACUUUUAGUGAUAGAAGGAAGUUGCUUGAGGUCACUUCUAGCCAAUUUAAACAAGAGGUUCCUGAUAUUGCUGCUGGACCGUUGUUUCCUAGGUUAAGGGAUGAUUAUGACAACUUUCAGAACGAUUUGAUGCUCUUGAGGGAAAGAAGAGCAAUCCUUUGUCAAAUGUAUGACCUUGGUUGUAAUCAGAUUGACAAUAAGGAAAAUUCAGUGCAAUUAGAGCUGGAUAACAUAAGAAAGAGUUCUAACUGUUUGAGGGAUUUCUCAAAUUUUCUGUACAAGGAGGAUGAUCACACACAAUGCACCAAGAAGAGAGGUGUUGGUGGAUAUUUAUGGGGAAGCUUUAAACAGAUCCUUGGAAGAUCUAGUUCAAUUAAUGGAGGUCAUGCAAUUUUCAACAAGCUUACUUCAAGCCACGAGACGAAGUAUGCACGGCUCGAAGACUUUCUAAGAUCAAGCAAUGCAAUAAGGCUAACAUUAAAAGCCUCAACUGUUAAAUUAUCUUCAUAUCGGGCAUGGCCAAAUAUGCCAGAGAGUUGGUUUGCACUCUACAAGAUGCCCUUGCAAGUUCCUACAGCAGAUCAAGUUUAUGCUGGUUUGUGGGGAGGAACUUUUGGUUGGCCUCCUGGAAAACCUUCUGAAGACAAGCCUGGAAAGGCUCUAUUUUUUCUCUUGGUAUCUUAUGAGGAAUCCCAGGGACAACAGCUUCUUAUUGCAACAAAAAUAUUGGAAGGCACUCAUUAUGUCUUGCAUCCUAAUGGUUCAGCAAUGUUUGUAGUGAAUAUUAAUGAGCCUUCAUCUGAACCCUUUCCCUGGGACACUGAUACAGACUCCUUCUCAGCAAAUAUCAAGCAUGCUUUUACUGGAGAAGGUAUUUCAAAUGGUUAUGGGUUCAGAUACCCUGGAGCAAAGUGCGGUUCCCUCUUUGUAUUUCAAAAUGAUAUCCUUGCCUUCAUUUGGAAGGACUCAAGGGUUGUUUUGACCUUGCAAAGAGUUUGUUUGCAAGAACUUUUGAAGAAAGGAAAAAGAGUACCUUCUCUGCCUCCCAUCAAUAAUUUUUCAUAUUUGACGAAGUCCUACUCAAAUGUGUUCACAAGCUUUCCUGGCUCUUCCACUUGCUCAACAUCACCAAGGUAAAGAGAGACAACACUAGUCUAUUUUUGGGUUUGAGAUCACAAGGUUUUAUGUGCCCUAUUUCCCAUAUUAUAGCAGUUUAACAAGAGGACCAUAAAAACUUCUGGCGGCUGGUUAUUGCUGGAGCUGCACUGCUUUUGGUUGUCACACAGAAUACAGUUCUUGCUGUUGGUUUCAUGUUACUACCUUUUAAAGAUCAAAGAAGGAAAUAAUCUGUCUUUAUAUAGCACUAUGAAUUAUUUUGUGGUAAAGUGUUAGCUUCUCUGCUAUAGUUGUAUACGCUGUUGCUUGUUACACAAAUAAAAAUUUUACAUCAAAGCUCCUAAUGAAGUUUUGAUCUACAUUUGAU